AUGUUCUCUCGAGAAGCAGUGCUGACACUGCUUUUACACUCCUUGUUCUUGCUGUCUGCACACGCCGCGCAGGGCCUGGAUUAUGAGGACCCAUUUGAAGACGAAGUUGCCCAGUGCCAGAUAACCGUGACACGAGACAUGAUGAUAUCUUUAUCGAACGCGCUACAAACCGAGGUUCGGUGUGACGAGGACCUUUGGGGCAACUUUCUUCUCCAAUAUCAUCUAACCCAGAAAAACCUAACCGAUUGUAUGGAGCGAACCAGCACCGUUGACAACUCUAGCAAUGUUUUCUGCCAAGAGCUGCUGGACGAUGUGCAGCGCCAGAUGGAGCAGGAACAUCGGAAGCACACCGCCGAGCUGGAGGAAAAACUACACGCCGCUCAACGGGAAGCCCGACAAUAUCAAGACGAGAAGGCAGUGCUGGAGAAAAAGUAUGACCAGCUGCUAAACGAACGUACCGAGAUGGUGCUGGACCUGUUGCUAGCUAACAUUGCGAUCGGUGACAUCAAGCAGGCGAUCGUCUACUAUCGUCAGUAUCCCAGCCAACCUACCUCAAACAAACUGCACGAACAGAUCGUACGGUCUGUGUAUCGCGUGACCACGCACCAAGACCAGCGGCUGCUCAAUCUGAUCAGCUUUGUACGGAGCAUUGACAGUACCGCGGCUAAGCUCGCCCUCUACCGGCUCAUGCUCGGGGAGAUAAAGAAGCGAACGAAUCAGCGGGACGGAUACAUUGCGGCGGUGUUUGCACUCAACGUGAAAGCCGACCGCAACGUGUACACAACCGACCCGACACUCUACACCGAUCUGAUGGUCCCGCUCGAGACGCUCUGGAAGGAUCAGCUCGCGGACGGAGACUACAAAGCGGUUGUUGAUUUCGCUAGACGUCAGCCGAAAUACUACGAGCAAAUGCAAGACACCCUGGCCACGGUUGACAAAGCCAAAUGGGGUACGUUGAAGUUUGACAAGUUUGUACUGUACUUCAACUCAUUACCACAGGCAGUGCAGCGUGUGGCUGUACUGCGUAGGAUCUUGGAGCAGAUCGGGGAGCAUAGCAAAGCAAACCCUCGGCAGCAUCUGGUGCUGGCGGCAAAGCAACUAGACAUUUGUGAAGUGUUCAUGACCAGAACCAAGGCAGAUCAGAAUGUCAAACGCACGCUUGAAGAACUGAAAGGUCAGUUUGCAAAGCUUACACCCGGAAAGGAUUACAGGUAUUAUUUGAAUGAGUCGCGCAAAACCUCCGGAUAG
Messenger RNA from Anopheles maculipalpis, 1248 nucleotides. RefSeq lists its product as uncharacterized. The transcript has a single exon. Bases 1 to 1248 code for a protein of 415 amino acids. The record is from RefSeq and is a predicted model, not a curated record. NCBI's taxonomy places the organism in Eukaryota, Metazoa, Arthropoda, Insecta, Diptera, Culicidae.